Messenger RNA from Panicum virgatum (switchgrass), 3441 nucleotides. RefSeq lists its product as uncharacterized. Lineage: Eukaryota; Viridiplantae; Streptophyta; Magnoliopsida; Poales; Poaceae. Bases 2071 to 3222 code for a protein of 383 amino acids. The record is from RefSeq and is a predicted model, not a curated record. The transcript is spliced from 2 exons.
UUACAACUCGCACCAGCUCGCAGAUCAUCGAGCUCUCCUUCCCCCUUCCAAUUGCACCAUCCACUGCCCCGACAGGCUCGCCGGCGGAGCCUAGCUCCACCGCGCCGCCGUGCCUCGGUGAACCCCCCUCCCGGCCAAAAUCCCACGUGCCGAACCCCCUAGCCAAGUUCGCCUUCGUCCCCUCUCCCUCCCCGGGCUGUUCUUGGGGCUAGAACCGGCUCGCCGGCGGCAAACCGCCGGCGAACCGCCGUCGGACCCCCCCUUCCCCUCGCCGGCCGGUUCAAUCGAACCGAGCCCGACGCCGUCCCCGCCGUCGCCUCCCCUCCACCGCUGACCCGUGGGCCCAGCCCCAACGGCGUCCGCCGCGCCGUCGCCUGCCGCGCACGCCCGCGUGGGCCGCCACUGCGCCAUUGGGCCGAGCCAGGCCGAAAUCCUGACACACGCAGAAAGUGGCAAAAGUCCAAAUAGCCUCCCUGAACUUCUACAAAAGGCCCAAUCUACCCCCUGUGACCAAUUUCCUCCCCGAAAACCCUACCCGGACUCCGUUUUCGAUAGUUUUCGAACCAUUGAACUCAUAGUGAAGGACCCUAUGUCGCUCCACCCACAUGGCCCCUCUGACAAAAUUACAAAAACCCCUUGCCUUUAUCUAUAUUUACAACUAUUCCGUCCGAACCCUGUUUCGGCCCACCAUCCGUCAAAACACGUCCCGCUGAAACCCUAAACCCGCUCCCGCCAACUCGCCCAUUUAUAAAUAGGCCGGGAAGGUUGCCACUCCAUUUGCGCCUUCCAAUAUCAGUCACUCUCUCGCUCGGCUUGGUGAAAAACUUACCACGCCCGAGUCAAGCUGCUAAUGGUUUGGGCUGAGCCUAGUUUGAAUGGUUUGGUUUUGCUACUUAGUCUCGUUUGGUUUGGUGGCAAAUGGGCUAAGAUAUUUACCAGUCUGGUUUGGUUUGGUUUAUUUAGUAUAAGGGAUCGGUUCAGUUGGGAUUGGGGUUUAAAUGGGUUGUCUACGUGCAUACUCACCACUCGAAUUUUCAACCAUUGGAUGAAGAUCCUACGGGUGUUUUUCAUCUUCAACCUCCAGACAGGUGUAGCCAACAAGCCUCUUCACCAUAGAGUCCAUCGGAGACAGAACCAGAGCUAACAGGUAGGCAGUGUAGAACGUGGCCGGAUCCUCCUAACCGGAGUCCGGGGCCGUGGUGCACAGGCGGCGGCUGUGGCGCGGGAUCACGUCUCCAGUCGAUUCCAUGGACAGCCAGCAACCCAUCGCAUGCCUUCUCGCGCUGCGCGGCGCGCCUUGGCCCACCCAAUCGCCGAGCAAGGGAGGGGCGACUGCGCACGCGCAGCAUGCGUCGGCCACGCACUGCCGCAUCGGCGGCGUGACGCCGGUGGGGACGGGAGCUGCGGCACCGCCGCUUCACGGAAGCAAAUGAGGUCGGGACUCAGCACCUCGAGGUGGGCCGCAGGGCCUGUGGCUGUCGCUCGCUCGCGCUCGUGAAGCAAGUAAUCAACCCAUAGUCGUAAGCGGUUCAAUUGAUUUCAAAAGCAAUGCAAUUUGGUUCUGGUUCGGUUUUGGAAGCAUUUGGAUUAGUGUGGUGUGGUUUAAUCGGUGAGAAUACUACUAGUUGGUUCGGUGCGGUUUUAGUUUGGAUUCUGCACCAUUAGCAGCUUUACGCCCGAGUACCCCACCCAUCCUCCCGUGCUUCGCGCCGGUAGUUGGUCGACCGUCGGUCCACCUUCUCACACGUGGCCAUCGAUCUCCUUUGCACGGCAUAUGCCCCGGCCAUACGAAAGAAUUGGAUUUUGGGCCUGCAAUUAGGCUCCCACCUCAGCCCAUUUCUGAAUAGGCCGUUUCUAAAGAACCCGCCGCAGUCUCGUCCUCAUCUUUCCUCAGUCCUCACUCCCAUCACCUACACCUAGGGUUUGCCUCCCCUUCUGGCCGCCGCCUCCUGCCCCUCCCUCUUCAUCGCCCUUCUUCGUCUUCCCUGAACGCCGACCUCGCGUCUUCUCCGCCGCCCCGAUCGACGCCGCUGUCGAGGACUCUGUGCUCUCUGCUUGAAGGAAGCCUGUAUGUUGAAGAUGAGCUGCCAGAAGUUGAGCCGUCAGUAUCUGCAUUUGGUGAUGAACGAGGGGCGUGGCUUGUACUCGUUGAGGCACAUGGACGUGUCUAAGCUCUUCUACCCAUCGACACCUGAAGCACUGGAUGCAGAGGCUCAAGUGAAGAAGAAGAAGAAGAAGAAUGGCAUCAAUAAAGUUGGGAGCAUCGGCAGAUUGCCUAGACCGAGCAUGUACUUCGAAUCACACACCCGCGGUGCAUCUAGUCCAGACAGUUUGACUAAUGUGUUUGCUCUCUUUGGGGAGAGCAAGAACAAGAUCCUCUACUCAGAUGCAAAUGGUCACACCACAAUCUACAACACUAGCUUGCACUCCUUCACACCAAUGCCUGAUAUGCAUUUUCCCAAGGGGCCCAAUUGUAUGGCUGCUCAUAUCACUCGCACUGCUGAUCAUGCAAGGUCUGAUUUUGCAAUCAACCCGACAGUGGAUCAUGAAUUCUUCGAUGAGAACCCCAUUGGUGACCACACUGACAGCCUCUACAUGAUGCACAUGGACCAGGAACAGGGCAGCUUUGAAGUGCUUGCAUACUACCCUGUGGGGUACUGGAAAUGGCGCGUACUCCCAUUGCCACCAUUCUUUGACGACCAGGAUUACAAGGUCUGCAGUGACAUUCCUUAUGCAGUCAUCGAUGGUACCCGAAUCUGUGUAUCAUCUGACACCACAACUUAUUCUUUUGACACGGUGUCGCUUAAGUGGAGCAAGACUGGAGACUGGGUGCUGCCCUUUCACAGCAAAGCGGAGUAUGUUCCUGAGCUGAACCUGUGGAUUGGCCUUUCUGCUAGCAGCCAUUCCAACCUGUGCGCUUUGGACCUUUCCACUUCUGCCAUGGAUUCUUGUGAUGUGGUGCCGACAGUGCAGAAUGUUAGGUUUGAUGUUGACCUACCUGAGGACUGGUCACUGAAAAGUAGCAACUUGGUGAACCUGGGUGGCGGCCGAUUUUGCAUUGCUACGUUUUUCGAUACUGCAGAUGGCGGUCCAAAGACGACUGUCUUCACUGGUGUGGAUGUGUUGCCCUGUGGUGACAAUCAACAAAGGGAACCGGCUGUCCUCAGGAUCAAGCACAAGUCCAAAUGCCUUGUCACAGACAGGAUCCAGUAUGUGCUAUGAACUGCCACCAAUGAUGCUCUCGUCUUGGCUGAUGCAACCAAUUGCUACAUACUGUCCGUAUCAUUGUUUAUGGUGUUUGUGAGGCAUUUACUGAGGGUUGGAUGAGUACUACUAAUAUUACCCGUCUAUCUUAUCUUUCCUGUAAUGUCUAACCAGCCUGCAUACUCUGUUAUUCUGCCGAUCCAGUUAGUAUGAACAUUUAUACUUUAGUUCUUAUUA